Polyodon spathula (Mississippi paddlefish) is the source of this 849-nucleotide messenger RNA. RefSeq names its product bombesin-like. Lineage: Eukaryota; Metazoa; Chordata; Actinopteri; Acipenseriformes; Polyodontidae. The record is from RefSeq and is a predicted model, not a curated record. The transcript is spliced from 3 exons. Gene Ontology annotation, cellular component: neuron projection. The coding region runs from base 288 to 707 and encodes 139 amino acids. Gene Ontology annotation, molecular function: neuropeptide hormone activity; neuromedin B receptor binding. Gene Ontology annotation, biological process: neuropeptide signaling pathway; positive regulation of hormone secretion.
GAAUCGAUUACUCAAAAAACAUCUCAGUGUUGUUUGUAAAAUUAUUUGUAGCAACCCGUUUUGCCUACGAACUUCAUCACUUCUAAUGCGGCAGAAGUAGCCCACCCCUGUCUGGACCAUAUAAAUACCAGAGCAGACCGCUUGACAGUGAAGAGAGUACCCACUGAUGCAGCCACAGGGACAUUCUCAUUAGCGUCGGUCUUCGACAGUUACCGAGAACAGCUUCCAGCAAAGCAGCAACCACAGGAACAUUCUUUGAUCUUUUCCGUUACUGUUUCUGAGGAGAAAUGUCUGAAGUUACGGUGCACCGGAUCUGCCAGCUCGGGUUCUUUACUUACUUGUUUCUAUUUUCUUACAUCUCGGUGACUACAUCAGUAAGCUUAGAUCUAACUGAACUGAGAAACAAAGUUGCAAAGAUUAACGUUAGCCCAAGAGGAAACCUAUGGGCAACCGGCCAUUUCAUGGGUAAGAAGAGUGUGCUGGACAGCCCGGUAUUUGACUCGCCUGACCAGCCGUCUGUGAACUCGCUCAGGGAGGCUCUGGAUCGCAACAUGAACGCGCAGGAGAUCUGGGAGCUCAUCACACAGGAGGUGCUGAAAAUCGCCCUGAAAGCGCAGCAGCAUGAUACUAGAGGGAAAGUAGACGUAAGAGACCAGGAGACUGGUUUAUUAAUGAAGAUACUGGAAAACUACAUUCAAAACACCUGAAAGUGAUGGUUUAUAACUGAGCAACUAGUCUGAGCGAGUUGAAUUUGUCAUUUAUUGUAGCUACAUUCUGUCCUUUGUUUUUUGUAUUUAUUGUAUCUGCAAUAUUGUUAUAUAGUAUCUGUCAUCAAUUUAUUAAAAAGGG